UCAAGACGUAAAAGGGAAAAAAAAAAGUGAUAUUUUUUUCUCACUUCUUUCAUUCCUUUAUAAUACAAUGGCAUCUUUUCUCAAACCUUUCUCUCAACGAGCAACUAUAUCUUUACAACAAACAACUCGAUCUAUCGCUCCUAUCUCCUCCUCUGUAUGGACUACAUCUCCACUCACAUCUCACCAGCAUUGCUCUUUAUCCACGUUGACUCCUGCACCAGCACACUUUAUUACCACUGCUGACUAUAGUGCUGAUCAGUUAUUCAAUCUUGUUGAUCGCGCCAUACAGUUGAAGGUAGAAGCCAAGUAUCAACCUGCUCAAACUUCCCGUGAACGUCCUUUGACUGGAAAAACAUUGGCACUUCUCUUCUCCAAGCUAUCUACUCGAACGCGUGUUGCUACUGAAACAUCUGUUGCUUAUCUAGGUGGUCAUGCUAUGUUUUUGGGAUCUCGCGAUAUUCAAUUAGGAGUCAAUGAAUCAUUAUUAGAUACUUCUCGUGUUGUUAGCUCUAUGGUAGAUGGUAUCAUGGCUCGUGUUGGUGGACAUGAAGAAAUAGAACUUUUGGCCAAAGAAUCCAAAGUACCUGUGAUCAAUGCAUUAUCAGCUAAAUAUCAUCCAACCCAAAUUCUUGCUGACUUGAUGACACUCCAUGAACAUAUUCAUCACCGACAACAAGGGAAAAAGGAUCAAUAUACAGCGCAUACACAACAUCCUCGAGAAACAUUACCUGGUCUCAAAGUGGCAUGGGUAGGAGAUGCAAACAACAUCUUGCAAGAAAUGUUAGUAUCAUUCCCUAAACUAGGUAUUGAUCUCUCAGCAGCAUGUCCUCAAGGUUAUCAAUGUGAUCAGGAUGUAGUGGAUUUAGCAAAGAACGAUAGCCAAGUGACAGGAUCCAAACUUGUAUUUACAACAAAACCGGAAGAAGCCAUCAAGGAUGCCAAUGUAGUUGUUACUGAUACCUGGAUUAGCAUGGGACAAGAAGAAGAAAAAGUUAGACGACUUCGAGAUUUUGAAGGUUAUCAAGUGACAAUGGACAUGGUAAACAAAGCUGGUGCCAAAACUGACUGGUCAUUUAUGCACUGUCUACCUCGAAAAGCUGAAGAAGUGGAUGAUGAGGUAUUCUAUUCUGAUCGAUCUCUUGUUUUUCCAGAAGCUGAAAAUCGAAAGUGGACAAUCAUGGCGGUGAUUGAUGCAUUGAUGGUGAAAGGUGGUAUUUAAAAGAAAAAAAAAAGAUCAGACCAUUUGAUCAUAGUGAUACAUUCUUUCCUGUUUAGAUUUUUAUUUGGCAUAAUAUCUCUUCCUUCUUUCUUUUAUCAGUAUCAUCUCCUUUUCUUUUUUGACAUUGUUUAUCAUACCAUAACUUGUUAUUAUUGAAAUAAAAAAAAAAUGAAUAUGUUUGUAGACAACUUUGUCAUA
Messenger RNA from Halteromyces radiatus, 1417 nucleotides. Its product is annotated as ornithine carbamoyltransferase. NCBI's taxonomy places the organism in Eukaryota, Fungi, Mucoromycota, Mucoromycetes, Mucorales, Cunninghamellaceae. The record is from RefSeq and is a predicted model, not a curated record. The coding region runs from base 68 to 1219 and encodes 383 amino acids. Gene Ontology annotation, biological process: L-citrulline biosynthetic process. The transcript is spliced from 4 exons. Gene Ontology annotation, cellular component: mitochondrion. Gene Ontology annotation, molecular function: amino acid binding; ornithine carbamoyltransferase activity.